GGGAGCGCCAGCAUGCCUUCUGCUUUCCAGCUUCAGUGCCGCUUCGUCCUCAUCCUCCUGGCAGCCCUGAAGGGGGAAACCCGGUACCUAGAGGUGAGGGAUGCUGGCGAAGAUGAGCCUUUUCUGCUCCUUAGCGAAGAUCUGAAGCGAGAGCUGUCUGCAGGGCAGAUCUACCGGCGGUCGCUCAGGUGCAUCGACAUGCUGAGCAUAGAGGGGCAGUUCAGCUUCACCGCCGAGCAGCCCCAGCUGCACUGUGCCACCUUCUUCAUCGGGGACCCCGAGGAGCUCAUCACCAUAGACUAUGACUUUGUGAACAUCGACUGCCACGGAGGCGAUUUCCUCAAGGUAUUUGAUGGCUGGAUACUCAAAGGAGAAAAAUUUCCUAGUUCCUUGGACCAUCCCCUCCCAACUUCCCAAAGAUACGUAGACUUUUGUGAAAGUGGCAAUAUUCAGAGGACCAUCAGAUCAUCGCAGAAUGUCGCAAUGAUCUUCUUCAGGAUUCACCAGCCAGGCAAUGGAUUUACUGUCACUGUCAAGAAAAAUGCUAAUCUUUUCCCUUGCAAUGUCAUCUCUCAGACUCCUUCUGGAAGAUUUACCAUGGUCAUUCCUCAUCAGCACAGAAACUGCAGCUUUUCUAUAAUUUACCCCGUGGUGAUAAAAAUAUCUGAUCUUAUCCUGGGACAUUUAAACGGCCUCUUUUUAAAGAAACCAUCAGCAGGCUGCACAGGAGUGGGAGAUUUUGUAGAGCUGUUGGGAGGAACUGGCUUAGACCCUUCCAAAAUGUUUCCACUAGCUGAUCUCUGUCACUCCUUUCAUGGAUCUGCCCAAAUGAAGAUUGGCUGUGACAAUACAGUACUACGAAUGGUCUCCAGUGGCAAACACGUCAAUCGUGUGACAUUUGAGUAUUAUCAACUUGAUCUGCAGGAACUAGAAAACAGAAAGGAGAACAGCAUUGAGGAAUUCUGCUUACCUAGUAUCUGAUAAGCCAAGCAACACAUUUUCACACAGCAAAUGAAAAUAAAGUUCUGCUGGAUUCAAAAAAUGUGCUUUUCUUUUAACCAACUGCUAUUAUCAAACCUUUCUACAGUACAGGCGUAUUUUUCUUUUCAUACAAAUCAAUCAUUCCCAUGAGCAAGCAGGAAAAAACAACAAAUAUAUUAAUCUUUGCUAUCUCUAUAAUAUUUUUUCUGCAGUAUUUAAGCUCGUUUACUAUAUCCAAAAUCAAUAGCAUGAACAGAAGACUAUGUUUCCAGUGUAACUAUGACUAGGGAAACAGAUACAAACCCUCUGUGUAUCUAAUCUGAGCACAUACAAAACCCACAAAUAGUAUAAACUUCAUGCAGGAACUUUAUUCUUUUGUAUCAGAUACAAACAGAAAAAAAUAAGAUGGUGGAAUACACUUCCAGUUUUGUAACCAGAAAUCCAACAUUAGUGUGUGUAAAAAUUACUCAUUUGUUUAUGACUCUAAAUGUACUAUUUAAUGAUAUGUUUUUAAUAAAA
Molecule: messenger RNA, 1500 nt
Organism: Rhea pennata
Lineage: Eukaryota; Metazoa; Chordata; Aves; Rheiformes; Rheidae
Gene: CRHBP
Product: corticotropin releasing hormone binding protein
Exons: 7
Coding region: 13-981 (322 amino acids)
Biological process (GO): negative regulation of corticotropin-releasing hormone receptor activity; negative regulation of corticotropin secretion; hormone-mediated signaling pathway
Molecular function (GO): corticotropin-releasing hormone binding
Source: RefSeq, a predicted model, not a curated record